UGUCUUUGGGAUCUAAUUUUAGGAUACGAUUCAUUAGAAAUUAUCCCUUUACUUGCAGUCACUAUAUUAAGUUUCCGAAAAGAAAAUUUGAUGCAAGUCAAUAAUCAACAAAGUGUAGAGAGAUAGAAGAAGUCUCUUGGAGGGGGACUUUCCUGUUUCCGCCUGUCAGCCGUAGACUGCUAGAAAUCAGAGACGCCUAUCUGCCAUCGUCGUUGUGUUUAUAAUAGCUGAUUUUUUGCUGAAUUUAAUUCUUCAUUAAUAUUUUGUGAAAAGCGUGCAAAGCCACGCCGAAUAGAAACUUAUUACAUGAUUUAAGCAUAAAUUGAUCUGAAAGUUAUAAUUGAAAACGUCAAAAUGGCUUGGCGUUUUAAAGCAUCUAAAUAUAAAAAUGCAGCUCCUAUUGUUCCUAAACCAGAAGCUUGUAUUAGGGACAUUUCAGUUGGUUCCUAUCAAACUUAUGGCAAUAAUAUUACAGCAUCUGCUGCAUUUAUGGCAUUUAAUGUAGAUCAUAAUGGAUCUAAUCUUGCUGUAUUACCAUUGGAAGAUUAUGGAAGAAAAAGCAAAACUAUGCCUUUACUUCAUGCUCAUGCAGAUACAGUAACCGAUAUGGAUUUUUCUCCAUUUCAUGAUGGUUUAUUAGCCACUGGUUCCCAGGAUUGUCUUGUUAAGCUAUGGCAUAUUCCAGAAGCUGGCUUAGAGGAACCUUUGUGUAAUCCUGAAUGUACAUUUUCUCAUCGUCAAAGAAGAGUGGAAGUGGUGUGUUGGCAUCCUUCAGCAGAACAUCUUCUUACAACAGUAUCAUAUACAAAUUUAUCUCUAUGGGAUGUGAUUUCACAACAAGAAUUAUUUUCUAAUAAUGAACAUACAGAUGUUAUUCAAUCUUUAAGUUGGAAGCAAGAUGGUAUACUUUUAGCUACAUCUUGCAAAGAUAAACAAGUAAGAAUCAUAGAUCCUCGUGCUUCUACUUGCAUUGUCAAUUCCUGUUCCAGUCAUCAAAGUAUCAAAGAUUCUAGAUGUGUUUGGUUGAAUAACAGUGAUAGAAUACUCACUACAGGAUUUGAUGCAGCAAGAUUAAGACAGAUUUAUAUAAGAGAUUUGAGGCAUUUAAAUGAACCUGUAAAAACCUUAGAAUUGGAUUGUAGUACAGGUAUUCUAAUGCCUCUUUUUGAUCCUGAUACAAAUAUGCUUUUUUUGGCUGGAAAAGGAGAUACUACUAUUAUGUACAUGGAAGUUAUGGACAAAGAUCCAUUUUUAGUUGAAGGUAUUCGUCACAGUGGAGAACAAACAAAAGGAGUAUGUUUAGUGCCAAAACGAGCACUAACUGUGAUGCAAGCUGAAGUUAAUAGAUUAUUACAACUUACUUCCACUAUGGUAAUACCUAUUAUGUAUCAAGUUCCACGAAAAACAUACAGAGAUUUUCAUGCUGACAUUUAUCCAGAUACAAUAGGAUGUGUUGCACAAAAUAACGCAGCAGGUUGGAUUAAAGGACAUAAUAUGUCUGUUCCUAAAAUAUCUUUAGAUCCUGCUAAGAGAAAUAAGGGGGAAGAAUCCAUUACUGUACAUAAAGGAAACUUAGCAACACUCAAAGAAAAUGAACGAGAAAUAAAAAUAGAGCAGAAACAAUUGAAAUCCAUAACUAUUGCUGCAUCAAAAGUUUAUAUAAAAACGCAAGAAGAGAAUGACAAAGAAUUACUAUCUGAGGAUGAUAUUGAAAAAUUAGAAGAUCCAAAGAAAAUGGAAAUUGAAGAUGAUAAAAAUAAAGUACAGAAUGGAGGUCAAAUGAUUCCACCAAAACCUUUGCCAAGGUCAUCAAGAACUAAUAGUAUUUCCGAAGAUGAACCGAAGCCAGUCGCACGUCCUCGAACAUCGCCAAAUAUGGGCUCAGUAGUUACAUCCGUGAAUCCUAAUGCGAUUGGGGGAUAUAAGCCUCGACUUGGACCAAAACCGUUUCAAGCAAAAUCAGGUAGUCAAGAAUUUUCUUUUGACAAGAUUUUUUCGGUUCCUAUUGCUCCAAAUAAUGACACAAAUGGUUAUCAAAAUGAUUUAAAUAAUCAAAUAGAGAAUAAUAUUGAACCAGAGAAAUCACCAUCAUUUAAUAAUGAACGCAUCAAAGAAACGGAAAAUGGGAAAAGUGAUUCCAGUUCUUUAGAAGAAGAUGCAAAUUCAAGUGAUUCUGGUUACAAACCAAAAACACCAAGUACUGCAGAAAGACGCAAAGUUUUUGAAAUAAAGAGUAAAGAUGAAUCACCAGAAAAUGAAGAAUUAGGAAAUUUCGAACGAGGCAAUACAAACAGAAAUUCUAUUGCUGAGAGAAGAAGACUUUACGAAAGUCGUUCUGUAUCUGUAACUGAUGGAAAUUUAGCAGAGAAAGCAAUGGGUUCGCCAACAAUGUUGAGACGUAGAGAUUCCUUUAAAACCAAAAGUGAGGUAAUUAAAGAAGAUGAAGUUAAAAAAGUUAUUUCAAUGUUGCGGCAGCAAAGUAUGGAUCCGCGAUUGGAAAAAGUGGAUAAUUCUGUGACGCCAACGCCAAAGAGAACAUCAACUGUAUUUGGUAGAGUAUCAAAAUUUCGACAUUUAAAAGGUACACCUGGUCACAAAUCUACUCAUAUUGAAAAUAUAAGAAAUAUUAGUCGUCAAAUAUCUGGAGAAUGUGAUGGUUUUCAUGCUAAUUCCGAUCGCGUUGCGGUACCACUUAGUGGACCAGGUGGCAAAAUAGCAGUUUUAGAAUUGAAGAAAACCGGAAGAUUACCAGAUGGUGUAAUGCCAGCAUUAGUACAUGGUGCUACUGUAAUGGAUUUUCAAUGGAAUCCAUUUGAUAAUCAACGAUUAGCUGUUGCAUGUGAUGAUGGAAUGAUUCGGUUAUGGGAAAUACCAGAAUCUGGAUUAUUAGAACCAACAAACGAACCAAAAUAUAUUAUAAAGGCUCAUACUGAUAAAAUAUAUUUAAUUAAAUUUCAUCCACUAGCAUCAGAUGUUCUUGCAUCAGCAUCUUAUGAUAUGACUGUGAAAAUUUGGGAUUUGACGCUUUUGUCAUCUUGUGAUACAGCAGUUGCGAAAAUAACACUAAUGUGUCAUACCGAUCAAAUUUUUAGUCUUGCAUGGUCACCAUGUGGUCAAUAUCUUGCAAGUACAUGUAAAGAUGGGAAAUUACGAAUUUACAAACCAAGAUCUAACGAUGUACCAAUUAAAACUGGGAAAGGACCUGUUGGUACUAGAGGUGCACGAGUUAUAUGGGCAUUGAAAGGACAAUUUCUUGUUGUAUUAGGUUUUGACAAAGUUUCGGAAAGACAAAUAUAUGUUUUUAAAACGGAUAAUCUUAAUACACCAUUGACAACAGUUGGAUUAGAUGUGUCGCCUGCAAUUUUAAUGCCAUAUUAUGAUGAAGACAGUUCCACACUUUUCUUAACAGGACGUGGUGAUUCUACAAUAUACGCUUUUGAAGUAACAGAAGAACCUCCAUAUUGUUGUCCACUUAGUCAUCAUCGAUGUAGUACUUUGCAUCAAGGUUUAUCAUUUCUUCCUAAGAAUAAAUGCGAUGUUGCUAGUGUAGAAUUUGCAUCAGCAUUAAGAUUAACAAAUAAUACAAUAGAACCUUUGAGUUUUACUGUUCCACGUAUAAAGAGUGAAUUAUUCCAAGAUGAUUUAUUUCCACCAACUAAAAUUACAUGGAAACCAACUAUGACUGCUACUGAAUGGUUUAAUGGUGCUAACAAGCAAGCAUAUAGAAUAAGUCUAAAACCACCUGGCAUGGACAACUUAACUGAAAAUCAAGGACAAGGAAUAGUUACAGCACCUAUUGUAAAACAACAAUCAACAACACCAUUUUCUGUAUCUGCUCAAUCUUUCAAUAGACUAGGAUGGAAUCCUGAUGUGAAAGCUAAACAAGAAGAGAUCCAAAAAACUAUGAGUAAUUUUGUGGGUGAUGUAAUACAGUGCUCCUUGGAACAAGAUCACAUGGAAGGUGUAGAGGAACACGAAUGGGAUGAGUAAAAAUUGGUACCGAUAGGUAAAUAAUCAUAUAAAAAAAAAAGGUAAGAUGAAAUAAAUUUAAAUAUAACUGUUUGAAACAUAACUUAUUUAUAAGUUAAAAAUCAUAAUAUAAACAAAAAUAUUUCAAUAAUUAAUAUCAUACAUGUUGAGAGAUAUUUAUAAUUGCAAUAAUAUUAUAAUUGCAGUUUUAAAAAAAUUUUUUAUUCCUUUUUAUUUCCUUUUUUAUUUUCUUUUUUAAUAUUGAAUUUAUCAUAUAAAUUUAGUUUGAAAAAUAUAAGGGACUAAAUAUUAAAAUAUUUUUAACUUUAUUAAUAUUAUUUUUGUGAUUUAAUUCUUAUAAUUCAGUAAAAAUCCUUGUAAAAAAUUUGUAAUUCUUUUUAUAAAUAAUUUUUAUUAAUUGUCAUUUUAUAAUUUUAAUAUUGAAGAUAAAUGCAUAAAAUGAAUAUUAUAAGAAUACAUUAAAAAUUUAUAUUUAUAAUUAUUGAUCAAAACUUAUCAGAAUUUGACAAAGUUUUGAUUAUUUUUACGAUUUUAAAGUCAUCAAUAUUAUCUCAAAAUAUAUUUUUGUGAAAAUAAUAUCUGUGAAAAUAAAUCUACUGAAUAAUUUUUUUUUAUUUUUAAAAUUUAAAAAUAUGUUAUUUAUAAAUUUUAUGAAAAUAUAGAAAAGUUCAGUGUAUUAGAAAUAAGUAUUGCGUAAUGCAUGAAUAAAUUUUUAAUUUCUUUCACAAAUUAUUUUUAAUAAUUUUUUGUAACAUAGAUAUACAAAAUCAUAUUUGUUAAAAUUAAAAUCAUUUGAAUAAAUAUUUUUUGAAAAAUUGUUUAAUAUUUCUAAACAAUUAUAAAUUAAUAUUAUUCAACAAACACUGUUCUUUUCUUUUGUUAAAUAUAACAAUAUGUAAUAAUUCAUAAAAUAAUUAGUUUUGAAAAAAUUAUAUAUGAUUUAUAUAAUAUAAAUGUAUCGUAUCUUUUUUUAUUUAAUAUUAUGAAUGAUAUUCUUAGUACAUAUGCUACUGUAAUGUAAUCAUCAUACGUGUGAUACUAGCGAACGAUAUUUUUUUUCAUGAAUCGAAGGUCAAAAAUUUUUACAGAAUAUCGUAAUACACACACGCACAAAGAUAAAUAAUAGAAAAAUUACAUAUUAGUAAAUCGUCAUUUAAGUAAAUUAAUAUUUACUUAAUUAAUACUUAUAUAGUAUAGUAAAAUAUAUACUCGGUAAUAACAAAUUAUUCAAUGAUUCUAUUGAAUAUAACUAAUAAAUUAAUUUUUAUAUACUUUCAAUUUCAACAAAAUAUUUGUAAAAAAAAAAAUUACGAUCAAAUUCGAAAUGUAUUGUACUUGAAAACAAUUUUCCAAUUCAUUAUGCAUGUAUGAUUAAAACGUAAAAGCGUAAAUUCCAUAUUUAUUAGUAGUCAGAAAAAAAAAUUUUAGAUUAUAAAAAGUGUAAAAAUGCCUAUUUUCUCUAUAUAGUAUAUACUGACUUUGUAUUUUUUAAUAGUUUAAUAUUAAAUAAUAAAUUAAGAGAAUAAAUAAAAUAAUUUAUCAUUUUUAUAAAAUAUAUUCGUUUACAAUUUUAAAUAUAUUCUACUCCAUUAAAUAAACAUUUUUUAUCAUAUACUAGAAUGAUAUAAUCAUCUUGAAUGAUAGUUUUUCAUAACUAGAAAAAAUAUAAUAGCGUUCCUAUUCGUGCGAUUGAAACUUUUAUAUAAACAAUAUUAUAUAAAUAAAAAUAAACAUAAAGAUCCCUCCAUUUGUAAUAAUUUUUAAAUAUGUCUACAAGCAAACAUGGAAUUUACGCUUCCAUGUAAUCACGCACAUUUUAUACCUUUAUAUUAAUUUUAUAUUACCAAACAUCGAUAAUUUAAUAAUCAUAUAUAAAAAAAAAUAAAUCUAAUGGUGCUGUGUUAUUUCGACAAAUUUUAGUCUGUAGUUAUCAUAAAUACAAUAAUAAAAUUAACAAAAAACAUGAUCAUUAUUCAGUUUGCUCAAUGCUUUAAAAACAAAUAACAUUCCAAUUUUGUAUUUUAUCAUAAGAAUAAAUAAAAUUAUCAUUCACAAAAAAUUAAAUAGGUGCCAAAAGUUUCAUACAACAAUUAAAAGAAAGAAAAAAAUAUUUGAAUUAAGUUCUUUAUAUAAUAAACUAAAUAUAUUAAGCAUUUAAAAAAAAUAUAUUUUUCUCUGAAUUUCUUACAUAUGUAUUACACAUUUAUACCAUUUUUAGAAAUAUAAUGUUUUCUUUCGUAGAUCAAAAGUAACGAUAAAACUUUUAUAAAUAUCGAAAUGAAAAAAAAGCGAAAAAAAACAAUAAUACUUUGCUGAAAAAAAAUAUAUAACUGCUAAUCGUCCGCAAUUCACAUUUGUAUGUUAAAUAAUUAUAAAUAUUCAAAUAUUCUAAAACUAAGAAACGUCAUUGUUGCAUAUUUUAUUAACUAUAUUUUUAUUUACUAUUAUACUUUAUAUAUUUGAUAAAUAAAUUAGAAUAUAUAUAGAAAAAUUAUAUAAAAACAAUAUCUCGAAAAAUUAUUUUUAAAAAUUUUUUAAAUUUCUAAAUUUUUUUAUAAUAUUUUAAAAUAAAACAAUAGAUAUAAUAAAAUUUCAAUAAAUGGAUAAAAUUAUCAUAAAAUAUUGUUAAUUUUGAUAAUUAUUCAAUAAUUAAUAUGAAUUUUCGUUAACUGUGAUUUAAAGAUCUUAUUUUAAAAAAUUAUUUUGAUUGCAACAGGAAGUUUCUUGGUAAUAUUGCGCUAUGACUGAUCGCUAAGUAAUUUUAUCAUGUAGUAAUAUAUCUUUGUAUCGACCUUAUACAUGUAUUUCACUUAUAAAAUCUUUUUAUCAAAUA
Molecule: messenger RNA, 6823 nt
Organism: Apis cerana (Asiatic honeybee)
Lineage: Eukaryota; Metazoa; Arthropoda; Insecta; Hymenoptera; Apidae
Product: TBC1 domain family member 19
Molecular function (GO): protein binding
Source: RefSeq, a predicted model, not a curated record